This is a messenger RNA of Cinara cedri, 900 nucleotides long. The record is from the annotation of a GenBank genome assembly. NCBI's taxonomy places the organism in Eukaryota, Metazoa, Arthropoda, Insecta, Hemiptera, Aphididae.
AUGUUAAAUAGCUCAAUAUUGCAAAACGUAUUAACUGAUAUCAAAAUUGAUUCAGGUUUAAGUAUAGAUUAUAUUCUUUAUAGAAUAGAAGAAGCAUUGAAGCAGCUAUCUCCUUUUACACAUGAAGAGUGGAUAAACAAAGAACGUGAUAUUAACCACAAGUUUCAAGAUGGUUAUACAUUAUUACAUUAUGCUGUUGCAGGGAGUAAUGUAAAUGUAUUAAAAGUUCUAUUAGGAGCAGGUGCAGAUGUUAAUGCUAAAGAUGCACAUGGCAACACACUUUUACAUUGGGCUGCUAAAAAUGGUAGCAUAGAGAAAUUAAAUAUUCUACUAGCAGUAGGCGCAGGUGGAAGUAUUCAUACUAAAAAUCAAUAUGGAAAAACUCCUUUAUAUCAGGCUGUUGUUAGUGGCAAUGUGCAAGUAGUAAGUUCUCUCUUACAACUAGGUGCAGAUGUUAAUGCUGUAUUAGCAGAAGGUGUAGAUGUUAAUGCUGCAUUAGAUCAAUAUCAAAACACUCUUUUACAUUGUGCUGCUAUUAGUGGUAACAUAGAGGCAGUACACGUUCUAUUAGCAAAAGGUGCAAGUAUUAAUGCUAAAAAUAGUGAUGGAUGCACACCUUUACAUUAUGCUGCUGCAAUUGGUAGCGAUGGAGUGUCAAAAGUGCUAUUAGCAGCAGGUGCAGAUGUUGAUGUUAAAGAUCAAAAUGGAUACACUGCUCUACAUUUUGCUAUUGUUAAGAGCAAUUUGGAAGUAGUAAGUAUUCUAUUAGAAAAUGGUGCUGAUAUUAAUGCUUUAGAUCAAAAUGCACAGUCAAAGUUAGAUGCCUUAUUAACAGCAGCAUUUAAUUUAACAGGUGUUAAUAUAACAAAUGUUGCUGAACAAACAGCACGCGCACAGUAA